Messenger RNA from Drosophila arizonae, 615 nucleotides. Its product is annotated as TP53-regulated inhibitor of apoptosis 1-like. Gene Ontology annotation, cellular component: mitochondrial intermembrane space; cytosol; nucleus. Gene Ontology annotation, molecular function: phosphatidic acid transfer activity. Lineage: Eukaryota; Metazoa; Arthropoda; Insecta; Diptera; Drosophilidae. The record is from RefSeq and is a predicted model, not a curated record. Gene Ontology annotation, biological process: phospholipid translocation.
UCGGCAAGGUUUCUGCAGUGGACGCACGUUUUAUUGGAACUAUUAUUUAACAAGUGAAAAUUAUCAAUUAAAACUUGAAUACACUACAGCAUGAACAGCAUAGGCGACGAUUGCAAUGAGUUAAAAAAGCAGUACGAUGCCUGUUUCAAUAACUGGUUUUCCGAACGAUUUUUAAAAGGAGAAACCGAUGAUUCCGUAUGUGCACCAAUUUUCAAGGUUUAUCAGGAGUGCGUGAAGCGAGCCAUGCGUGAGCAGAAAAUUGAAUUACGUGAAAUCGAAACGGAUUACACCACGGCCAGUGAAUUCGACAACAACAACAGUGCAACCGGCAGCGGCAAGCCGCAGGGGAGUCAAAAUAAAAGUUGACCUCUGUCGCUUGAUUUACAGCCCCAUCAUGCUGAGACGGCCAAUACGGAUAAGGAGUGUAAUGCAAUAAGUAGCCAGUCGACGCCUCACGGACGUAGAGAUGCAUUUACUGGGAAGCAUAAACGCAGUUCCACAGUCUAAAAGUAUAUAAUGAUGCUCGUAGCAAUAAUUGUGCUUAAAAUUGAUGCAUGAUAUAAAUUAAUCGUUAAAAUUAUGUUAAGUUUAAACCAUGCUAGAUUUAUUAAGUGA